Besnoitia besnoiti is the source of this 1017-nucleotide messenger RNA. RefSeq names its product mediator complex subunit MED18. The transcript has 6 exons. The record is from RefSeq and is a predicted model, not a curated record. NCBI's taxonomy places the organism in Eukaryota, Apicomplexa, Conoidasida, Eucoccidiorida, Sarcocystidae. Bases 1 to 1017 code for a protein of 338 amino acids.
AUGCUGAGCGAGACGCGUGAGGCUUCGCCUUCCGUGCAAGGCUCUGCGGCGCCUCAGACACAUCGUUCCUCUGCCUCGGCCUCUUCUUCGCUGUUUGAGUUCUGGGACGAUGAAGAGGCUGACGACGCCAUGGCGGAGGCCUCAGUUUUAUUCCAGGAGAAAGAGAAGCGGAAUGAGAGUGAGGAGGGCGGCCAGAAGCGCGGACGGACUUACAACGAGUUCUCUCUGCAGGGUGCGGAGGAAAUGGAGAGGAAACUUCAUCUUCUUCACCAGACCGCAGUGUGUUUCAGCGACUGCUGGGACGCGUACGAGUGGACAGACAUGAUUUUCUUCCAGGAGAAUCGCUCCACAUCCAGCGCGCUGGACAUGAAGCAGGCGUCAGGCGCGAGUCGCCGACUGUCCGUGCGUAUGUAUACCGCGCCGGAGUCGAUGAAGGGCCUCUGCGCCGUCCGCAUGAAGGAGGAGGGGACGAUGGUGAAGAAGGCAGCGAGCAAACGAAAAUGCAACUUGACCCGUGUGACUGAGAUUGUCGCGUCUGCUGGGAUUAUCGACGUUCUCCGGUUCCUCGAAUUCAAGCAAAUCACGCAGGUGUUCGUCAAAGCGCAGGUCUACCUGAGCAAGGCUGCGACGUCAAAUAGCACGACGCUCAUCGUUCAGCGUCACUUCUCGGAUGCAGAUUAUCAGCAUCCUCUCUUUGUGCGCAAGGGACGCCAAGCCGAACCCGUCGGGGGCUGGCUGGUCGAGGCGAAGGCCCGAUGCGAGGGCGACGGACCCGCGGCAGCGGCAACCGAUUUCCUUCUCUUCAACUACGCGGCGAAUUUCGGACCGUACGACCCUCUCCUGUUUUCUUCCGAUGGAAUUCUCUCGAGAGUGUCUGCAGAAACACGCGUGCGCCGACAUGCGAACCGCAAAGAGCCUACCUGGAGAGAAGAGCGUACAUGCGUAAUGAAAAUAGAAAUAAGCGAAACGAACGGAUCUGAAGUUUUCAGGGUGUGUGUGAGUCAGGCAAGCAUCUAG